This is a messenger RNA of Peronospora farinosa, 2628 nucleotides long. Lineage: Eukaryota; Oomycota; Peronosporomycetes; Peronosporales; Peronosporaceae. The record is from the annotation of a GenBank genome assembly.
AUGACUGCAUCAGGAUUAAAGUACCCAGUCUUACCGAUAGCUGAGCAGGAGCGUAGAGAAGCGGAUUUGCCUGACGUAGGUGACGUUGAUGCCGAGGACGAAGAGCUGGUUUUCAUGUCGAUUCUAUUCGACCAAGGAGAACUGGGUGUUGCGAUUUAUAACGCAUUGACGACAAGUUUGAAGACACUGCAGCUUCCAAUAGCCGAUCAACAAGAGCUGGAAGAGAUACUGGAGCGCCUGCAUACACAAUUCGAAGUGAAUUACGUGCUAGUUUCCUCUAGGAAUGCCAGUUCAAAUGGGAUGCUUCGAAUGCUCAAGAAACUUGAUGAAAAACUGCAAACAAAGACGAGGAUUAGCGUCCGAAAGUAUUCGUUCAUUGUGAAUGAACAAUGCCGCUUUUGCCAAGCAGAUUUCAGCUACUCAAAAGGCAGCCAAGCAAUUGAGCAUGUCCAGAUCGGGGACGCUCCUGCAGAGUUCAGGAAACCUCAAGCACGCUCGUUAAGACGGGAAUCUUACGCGUUUCUAGGAAGCUUCUUUGAUUUUAAGAGCACGCAGCAGAUUCGCGCUACUGGUGCGUUGCUGCUCUACUUGUCCACCGAAAAGGUAGGUGGAGUUGUCUGGGAUGUUUCUUGUAACCACUCGACUAACAUCGCGCAGACCGGAAAUCAAUUAGAUGACGUGGAAUCCGUAUUUUUUUCAUCGGUGGAGCAAGUUGCGCUCGACGGGUUCAUGUACAUCGACAAGACCACGCUGCAGUCCCUUCAGAUAUUUAACCAUGAAGCACAUCCUUCACUUGUCAAGGGAUCUGGUCGAGCAAAAGAAGGCUUUAGUCUGUUUGGACUUCUCAACCGCACCGUAACUAAAUCCGGCGGCAGCAUGUUGCGCCGCUGGAUGCUAACUCCGCUUGUUAGCAGUGUCCAAAUUGACGAACGCCAUAAUUCCGUCGCGUUCUUCGUGGAUGCUGAGAAUGAUGAACUUCGACAACUAUUGUCUGGAAAGUUGAAACAAUUUAGAGAUGCGGCUGGUAUUUUUCAGCGCAUUAGAAGGCGCUGUGCUUCGGUUGGUGACUGGUGCCGAUUUGCCGCCUCCAUUGGGAGUUUCUUGGAAAUACAGUCCAUUAUCGAAGGCAUCAGCGAAACAAGUAAUAUGUCAUCGCCUAAUCUCUUCUCGAGGAUCUUAAAAGAGCGUGGUAUCGUCCACGUUAGCAACUUGCUGGGAAAUGUAGUGGACUUCGAAGAGAGUCAACAAGAAAGCACAGUGGUUAUUCGAAGUGGUGUGUCGGAAGAGCUGGACGCGGCACGAAAACGCUAUGAAGAUCUUGACAACGUUUUGACGGAGGUAGCAUUUCAGGUUCAAGAGGCCAAUCCAAUUCUGUCAUCGAUCACAGUCCAGUACAUUCCUCAAGUUGGGUAUGUCAUCUGCUGCGAAUCCCCCACAACGCUACCGGACUUCGUGUUUCAAUUCCAGGAAGAUGACACAACAUUUUAUUACAAGGAUGCUUGCUGCCGCGAUUUGGACGAGUCGAUAGGAGACAUCUAUGGUUACAUUCUGGACGCGCAAAGAGAGCUCCUGGAAGAAUUGACGAUGGCACUACUAGAGUACGAGGGUAGCAUCAAUGAAAUGACUUGGAUCAUGUCGUAUCUCGAUUGCUUGAUCUCAUUCGCAUCCUGCGCAAAAAGUUUCAAUUUCACUCGUCCCAAGAUAACGGAGAGCAACACGUUGAAGGCGACUCAAGCUCGCCAUCCUCUUCAGGAGCUGCUAGUGGAGCACUACAUCCCCAACGAUAUUUUACUCGAUUCUAGUGACUCACUGAAAAUCGUAACGGGACAAAACGGAUCAGGAAAAUCCGUGUAUCUGAAAAUGGUUGGUCUUCUACAAUACAUGGCUCAAAUUGGAUCCUUUGUGCCAGCGGACAAAGCGGAGAUAGGGCUAGUUACGAAAGUUUUCACCAGAAUCCAGAGCAUGGAGUCCGCUACAGUUUCACAGAGCUCCUUCACGAUCGACUGCAACCAGAUGGCAUGGAUGCUCAAUCAGGGCGACGGUCGAUCGCUGUUCUUGAUUGACGAGUUUGGAAAAGGAACGGCUGAGCUCGAUGGCAUUGCUUUGCUGAGCUCAAUCAUCAACUAUCUUGCCAGACACAAUUUCGCAACUGGAAGACCCCGGGUUGUGUUGACAACCCACUUUCUGGAAAUUUUUCGCGACAACCUGCUUGAGCCGUCACUGUUAAUCGGACAGUCCCUGACUGUAAAGGAUGGCCAUCAAUCUGAAAGCUUAUCCGACAAGGAACGUGUAAUUUGUACCGUCAUGGCUUCGACAGAUGCGCCAGAAUCAUUUUCUCCGACGUCCAACGCUGUUCCACUAUUUGAACUGCGCCUCGGUAUUUCUAAUCAUAGCAAUGCACUAACGUGUGCUUCAAAAUGCGGAAUACCACAACAGUUGGUGGAACGGGCCCAAGAAGUACUGGAUUGCACCAAGCGUGGUUUGCCCAUUCCAUCUCGGCAGCAGUCAACAGGGCCUUCACCGGAGGAGCAGCUUGCUGUGUUCUUUACUUCGAUUAAUGAUUGGCAAUCUGCAGGAGAUGAUGUCAUUGCCAAAUUCUUAGCAAUGGCACGGAUGGGCACGCAAUGA